AUGGUCACGAAGCCGAUAAAGUUUAUUGUCCUGAGGCCCAGGGGGAUCCCCCAAAAUUUGGAACUGGAAGUGAACUGCAACGAGGUCAUAAAAAAUGUGAAGGAGAAAUUAUUUUCGGAGGACCUAAAGAAGGAGUUGAACGUUCGGUUCAUUUACAUGGGGAAAAUCCUUGAUGACAAAAAAAGGUUGGAGGAUUAUUUAAGUCAUUAUUACAAGGACUUGCUUUUUAAUGGCAAGCCAAAUUCAUCCGGACAGGAAAGUAGGAAGGAUGGUCCUGGGGGGACGAGUGGUCUGAGCAGAGAUGCGAACGUGAAAAAUGGGGGCAGCUGUUCCAAGGACAGCUUCCUUAACAUCCCUAUUACAAUUCACGUGAAGAUAACGGAAAAGUCAACCACCUCCAGGAGUGACCACCUGGACGGAAAGAAUAUCCACACGACGCUGGCGCAAUUCAGCCUGAUCAUGUUCGUCUCUCUUCUCUGGAUGUACCGAUACAACUACGCCGAAACAUUCCCCGUUUUCUCCUCCAUCGUUCUGUGCAUUUUUACGGUUAUGAUUUUUAGUCUUCUUUUCUAUACUUAUAUAAUACUGUUUUUUCAAGUUUUGUUUAAGGUGGUGGCGGUAACGUACCACCUGGUGAAGCAGAGCACCGUUCGCGUGCUGACUUACGUCAACGAGAGGAAGGCCAAACUGUUUGUGAGGAGACAAGCGACGGGGGGAGGUGCAGCCGUUAAGGAGGAUUGA
Messenger RNA from Plasmodium coatneyi, 741 nucleotides. RefSeq lists its product as uncharacterized. The transcript is spliced from 4 exons. Gene Ontology annotation, molecular function: protein binding. The record is from RefSeq and is a predicted model, not a curated record. Bases 1 to 741 code for a protein of 246 amino acids. NCBI's taxonomy places the organism in Eukaryota, Apicomplexa, Aconoidasida, Haemosporida, Plasmodiidae.